AUGACGGCGUCCUCGUUUGCCUUGCCAGAAGACUUUGGGUCUGUUGAGGACUACUUCCACGCCCGCGAAUCAUUCAUCAAUGCUGAGCGAGCGCUGGGCUAUGAAAGUAAGGUGAAGAGGUCUGAUCUUGAGGCUCGAGCCCAAGAAAUUGUACACAAGCUCAAGAAGUGGGAAGAGGACAACCACCACGGUACGCGUACUGACGGCUCUGGCUGCGAGGCCGGCCACCGCUUUCUACAUGGUCUGGAAGCCAUUGAGAACAGCCAAAUCUUCAAGAUUGCGCAGAAGGCACCGAAGGGGUCUCUCCUACAUUGUCACUUUGACUGCAUCCUCCCACCGCGGACAAUGUUAGAUGAUGCAAAGAAGCAGGACAAAUUACACAUCAAAUCCGAUUGCCCCUUGACUACGAAAGGGUUCUUUGCCUGUGCAUUACCCCAAUUUUGUAUCCUGCCUAAUCAUGUGGAUCUGAGCGAGACGACGAACCUAUUCAGCAAGGCUUACAUUGCUGGGUCGUGGAUGAGAUACUCUGAUUUCUUGCGCCUAUUUCCUGGUGGAUGGGAAAGGGCAGAGGCAUGGCUUAGCAAACAGAUACUGAUAACUUCGGACGAUGCAUACCAUCCACAACAGACUGUCGACGGUAUCUGGAGGGAAUUUAUGCGGGGUGUCAUGAUCCAGCGCUCAAUGUUAUGCUACGAGACUGCAUACAAAGGACAGUUUCGAAGAAUACUCUGGAGGUUUGCUGAGGACGGCAUUUCUUAUGCGGAGAUUCGACUCGCCAUGAAUCAGGCGUUUACGAUCCAAAAUGACGACGGUACCCGCAAUUUUGGACAUGGAGAAAUGAUUCAAAUGCUCGCGGAUGUCCUCAAAGAAGAGGUCCCGAAGAUCCAGGCAGCAGGACAUACAUUUUAUGGCGUCAAGCUAAUUUAUGCCUGUUUGCGUUCAGCCACGAAAGAAGCUAUGAGGUGGUGCAUGGACACCUGCAUAGAGAUGAAACAACAGUUCCCAGAUUUGAUUUGCGCCUUUGAUUUGCAAGGUCAGGAGGAUGCUGGGCAGACACUUGCGCAUUGGAUCCCUGAGCUUCUUGAAAUGCGAGCCAAGAUCAAGACACUAGGUCUUGAUCUCCCGUUUAUCUUCCAUGCAGGCGAGACCCUCGACCAUGGAGGCGAUACAGACUCGAACCUCUUCGACGCUAUUCUUCUCGGGACCAAGCGCAUUGGGCAUGGUUUCAGUCUCGUUAAGCACCCUCUGUUGAUGCAGCUUUGCAAGGAAAGAAACAUCGCGAUUGAAACUUGUCCAAUCUCGAAUGAGGUUCUGGGACUCUUGACGACCCAGGAUCUUGGGGGCAGGGCGAGCGUUCUCUCGCACGACUUUUAUCAGGCGUUGAUGGGUACCAACAACUUGUCACUACUUGGCUUGCGGGUACUUGCCGAAUGGAGUAUUGAACAUAGCUGCAUGAAUUCAAACAUGCGAGAGAGGGUAGCAGGGGACUUUAGCGAGACCUGGAUCAGAUUCUGCCAGUGGAUCAUUGACAUCUAUGGCCAAGAAUAG
Molecule: messenger RNA, 1548 nt
Organism: Diaporthe amygdali
Lineage: Eukaryota; Fungi; Ascomycota; Sordariomycetes; Diaporthales; Diaporthaceae
Exons: 6
Coding region: 1-1548 (515 amino acids)
Biological process (GO): inosine biosynthetic process; adenosine catabolic process
Molecular function (GO): adenosine deaminase activity
Source: RefSeq, a predicted model, not a curated record